AUGUUAAUGUGCUGCAUCAUAUUGCUCUUGGCCCCGUCUCGCCUCACGGCAAGAUACGAUCAUGUCCCCUCGUCCUUCGACUGGACAGCCGAGCCGUCUCUGAGGGAAUUCCUCGUCGAUCACUCGCUCUCAUCUGGAUUCCUGCCCGGAUGCGUGAAGAGAUUGAUCCUAGACGAGACAGCUCAGCUCAAAAUUUUCGCCCUGAAUGAAGACCUGGGCGAUAUGGAAGUAUUCGUCGGCCUGCCCCAACAGGAAUUCCCCACUCACCAGUCUUGCCUCCUUCACGUCCUUUGGCUCGAAGACGACUCCGGGUUGGCGACCCAUUAUCUUCAGCAAGCUGUACAGACCUUCCCAACCGGACUCGACAAGACACAGCCAGCACAAAAGGCAAGCAACUUUCGGAUCUUCCAGGUGAACCAGUGGCAGACGAGAUCCUCCGAUUUCUACCUCCUCCUUUUCGGACAGAAAAUUGGGACGACCAGGGCAAAGGAAUUCCUGCCUUCCUUGGCAGGUGGAGGAAACUUCCUCAAUAUUGCGAUUGUCUCUCACUUCAACGACAAGGUCGAGAAUCUCCUGUUCUAUAAGCCAGAAAUUUCCUUUUCUGGAAACAUCACAAGCGUGACAUUUCUGACAUCUUGGCGGCAAAGGAAGAGGGACCAACUUCGGAUCGACGAAAGCAUGCGCGAGAACAAGACUGAGUUAAGGGAUAUCUCAAUGGUACCUCUCAGGGAGGAAAUAUUCCAAGAUAGACUUUUGAACAUGAGGGGAAAAGCUCUUCGCGUCACUUAUUUGAAUGCUUUCCCUCACGUCUGGGAACGGAAGAACAAGGCUGGAAGGAUCCAGAUGGUCGGUUGGGAGGUCCAGUUGCUGAAGGAGAUCGCACAGAGAAGGAACUUCACCAUCGUGUACAUAAAGCCGCCUGAUGGAAAAUGGGGUUCAUGGGAUAAAGAGAAGCAAAAAUGGACCGGGAUGCUGGGACAAGUUGCCAAUGGCGAGGCAGAUCUGGCGAUCAGUGCCCACCGGAUCUUCCCGGAUGCCCUCGUUGCCCUGGAUUUCUCCACAUCCCUCGGCCCCACUGCUUCGACCUUCAUCAUCCAGAAACCCGGUCAAGAGUCUCGUUGGAAAUCCCUCAUCCUGCCCUUCCAGUGGCCGGUGUGGAUAUUGGCCGCAGUAACUUGGUUCACUGCGGCGAUUUGCAACUGGCUCUUGGCAAGAUAUGGCAUCAGCCAGCCCCUUCACUUACCGUCAGACUUCAUGGGACAGGCCCUCAAGCUAAGCAUGUCUCGUCACAUGGAGAACAAGCAAAAGACAAGGAGCCAUGCCCCUCGGAUUUGGAGGAUGUCCUGGUUGUUUUUUGCAUAUAUCACGACCCUGUGCUACGCCUCGCUUCUCAUCAGUUUCCUUGCGAUCCCAAGGCAACGGAAGCCCAUCGAUCGCUUUGAAGAUCUUGCAACCUCUGAUUAUUUUGUCAUGGUCGAACGCGGCUCGCUCGAACACCAAAUCAUCCAAGAUUCGACAGAUUCCAAGAUCGGACCACUGAAUGAAAAGAUGCUUCAACAACCACCUGAUUUCACUUACCUGGAAAACGAAACAGACGGCAUCGAAAAUGUGUUGAAGAACGAUCAAAAUGCUUUAAUCUACAACCGAGAUAUCCUCGAGGUACUCGUCAAGACAUCUCUCUUCCCCAAAGAACAGGAAAUCAUACAUAUCUCCCGCGAAAACUUCAUGGAAAGCAAUUACGCCUGGCCUGUCCGGAAGGGAGCUGCCUGGAUUUCAUCAUUUAACGAAGUCCUGAUUGGCAUGUCCUCGUUCAUGUCUAGCAUUCGUGGGUGCAUGGAAGCUGGUCUGCUCGACCGAUGGAAGGAAGAGUCCAUUCAGCAAUACAGGAAACUGGAGCAAACUAAAGGAAACAACGAAACCGCAAAGAACGAGACGACGACCGAAUCAGACGACAUCAACCAAAGCCUCCAGCUGAUUCACUUCCAGGGAGCAUUCAUCAUCCUGGCCCUGGGCUGCGCGAUGGCCACUGUGGCCUUCAUCGAUGAGCUAUGCGUCUAUGCCAAGGAGAAGGCCGAUGCCAUGAAACGUGAUUUCAUUCAACGGAAUCAGAGAAUACUUCAUCAAUUCCCUCGCAGCGAAUGA
This is a messenger RNA of Darwinula stevensoni, 2142 nucleotides long. The record is from the annotation of a GenBank genome assembly. NCBI's taxonomy places the organism in Eukaryota, Metazoa, Arthropoda, Ostracoda, Podocopida, Darwinulidae.